AUGUUAAAAGGCAAUGAAGUUAAAAAGAACAGGAAUAAAAUAUUUGUGAGCGACUAACCGGUUAUGGGACGUCUGCCGGCGUUAGUCAUCGGUGCGGGGCUUCUCGCCGUAGCCUCCUGUGCCCCCCCAGGCAAGCCCAACCUAGGAUGGGGGGAGCGCACCUUCGCCAUCGUUGAAGUAAACCAAGCAGCCACAGCCUAUAACCAAUUAGUCACCAAAAAAGAUGCAGCUGAUGUCUCCGUCACCUGGAACACGUGGUCUGGCGAUCCAGCAGACAAAGCAAGGGUUCUGCUAAAUGAUAAGGAGUUCUGGUCUGGAGCCGGUUCGGCUACUUCAGCUAAGUUUAAAGUGAAAAAAGGUGGUAGAUACCAAAUGAAGGUGGAACUCUGCAAUAAAGAUGGAUGCAGCUACAGCGAUGCUACCGAGAUCGUAGUUGCUGAUACUGAUGGAAGUCAUUUACCACCCCUAGCUUUUUCAAUUGGAGAGAAGAAUAAACGCUUCAAGCAAACCUCGGGAAAGGUGGUCGGAGCUUACUUUGUAGAGUGGGGAGUCUAUCCAAGAAAGUUCCCCGUUGAUCGUGUCCCUAUCCCGAAUCUGACUCAUCUUCUGUAUGGUUUCAUCCCAAUUUGUGGUGGGGAUGGCAUCAAUGACAGCUUAAAGGAGAUCGAAGGCAGUUUCCAAGCAUUACAGAGGUCUUGCAGCGGAAGAGAAGACUUCAAAGUAACUAUCCACGACCCUUGGGCUGCUCUACAGAAACCACAAAAAGGUUUAUCAUCCUGGAAUGAACCUUACAAGGGUAACUUCGGCCAGCUCAUGAUGUUGAAGCAGGCGAGACCAGACUUGAAGAUCCUUCCCUCAGUAGGUGGUUGGACCUUAGCUGACCCAUUCUUUUUCUUCACUGAUGACACAAAGAGAGCUCGCUUCGUUGCUUCAGUUAAAGACUUCCUACAAACCUGGAAAUUCUUCGACGGUGUUGAUAUUGAUUGGGAAUUCCCUGGAGGUAAGGGCGCCAACCCACACCUCGGUGGUCCUGAUGAUGGUCACGUUUACGUUAAGCUCAUGAAAGAGCUUAGACAAAUGUUGAACGAGCUCUCAGCUGAAACUGGUAGGAAAUACGAACUUACCUCCGCUAUCAGCGCCGGUUGGGACAAGAUUCAAGUAAUAGAUUACAAUGUCGCUCAGCAAUACAUGGACCAUAUUUUCUUGAUGAGUUACGACUUUAAGGGUGCGUGGUCGAACGAUACCCUCGGUCACCAAACUGCUCUAUAUGCUCCUGCAUGGAAACCUAAAGAAACAUACACCACUGAUUUUGGUGUCAAAUACUUAUUGGCCCAAGGAGUUAACCCAAGGAAAAUAGUUGUUGGCGUUGCUAUGUACGGUCGCGGUUGGACUGGGGUUCAUGAUUACAAAGACGGCAAUCCUUUCACUGGGGUGGCAAAUGGGCCAUGCAAGGGUACUUGGCAAGACGGCGUAGUAGACUACAGGGAGAUCGCAAACGAAAUCGCUCAAGGGAAGUGGGAGUACUACUACGACAAGGUUGCGCAGGCGCCGUACGUAUUCCGGAAAGAAACUGGUGAUCUGAUUACUUAUGACGAUGCAAGAUCAACGAUCGAAAAAGCGAAGUAUGUGAGACAGAAUAAGCUUGGUGGUCUGUUCGCAUGGGAAGUCGAUGCUGAUAACGGCGACAUAUUAAACGCCAUGAAUAUGGGACUAGGUAACAGUGCGUGA
Molecule: messenger RNA, 1728 nt
Organism: Arctia plantaginis
Lineage: Eukaryota; Metazoa; Arthropoda; Insecta; Lepidoptera; Erebidae
Source: the annotation of a GenBank genome assembly